AUGUGUCGUUAUUUCAAUGCCGACGACGACCUCAACCCUAUUGCCGUCAAACUAUUGGCACAAAAGGUGGCAAAAAUGCACUCAAAAUACAUACCGAUUGCCAGAAACGGCACACAAAAGACAUUGAAAAUAGUUUUCGAGGACUGGUUUGAUAGCCACCGGAUUGAGUCCUACAGACAGGGAGAAAGCGUCCUCAAGAGUCCGGAAGUGUUUUCCCACAACGACCUCAACCGCCGCAAUAUACUCGUCAGCAAUGGAGAUAAUGACCAAAAUUUUGAAGUGUUUAUCAUUGACUUUGAUUGGAGUAGUUAUAUGUAUAGGGGUUUAGAUAUCGGCGACUAUUUCAUCAAUUGGUGUCAAACGGGAACGGAUUUUGGUGCCAAUAAUUUCCCGACUGAUCCACAAAUGUAUGCCUUUAUCGACGCCUAUAUCGCGGAAAUGAAUGCACUUUCGGACAACACUUACGCUAAACAAGGAAUCAAUUCACGCGAAACACUCGUAAAAGAGGCAAAGAUUUUUGCAUUAAUGGGCUAUAUAAAGGAACUGGAGCAUUGCUUUUAUGAGGUCUUUGUGAAGGGAAAUAUGGAGAUUAUGGCGACAGCAGAGCAAAGAUUUAAAGUCUACAAAGACCUCAAAACUCGUAUAUUAAAUGAAUUCAAAGAGUUUCAAUAA
Messenger RNA from Oppiella nova, 672 nucleotides. The record is from the annotation of a GenBank genome assembly. NCBI's taxonomy places the organism in Eukaryota, Metazoa, Arthropoda, Arachnida, Sarcoptiformes, Oppiidae.